Molecule: messenger RNA, 2715 nt
Organism: Oryctolagus cuniculus (rabbit)
Lineage: Eukaryota; Metazoa; Chordata; Mammalia; Lagomorpha; Leporidae
Gene: CREG1
Product: cellular repressor of E1A stimulated genes 1
Source: RefSeq, a predicted model, not a curated record
CCUCGCUGGGCCAGGUGUCGGUCAAAGCCGGAUUUACAAGCUGACUCGCUCUUUCGCCCACAUCGCUGUGCAACCUUUAUAGCAACAAUUAAAGUGGGACUGGGAGGCCAAGGCGAAGACUCGCUCUUGAAAAGACGUGACCGAAGCUUGCAGCGACAGAAGAUGCACCGGCCAGGUCACAAGAGCUGAUUAACCAAUCUCCGGGAGAGCAGAAAGAGGGAGCGCCCCCCACCGAAAGCGUGGGAAAGGCCGCUGGGAAGGAACGAAGGGAAAUGCUGCUCUCGUGGGGCGGCACGCUGAACUCAAGCCCCACGACAAGUUCCAGGCCUGUGCGUUCGAAUUUGAGUGCGGGACACAGAGAGGAGACUAACAGUCUCUGAGCGUCUCCCGGCCCGGAGGUUUCCAGGGCCUUGCACUUCGCGGUCUCUCCCUUUACUCCUGGGACCCUUGCUGCUCUUGGGGACUGAGGGUGAAGUGACCAGCAAGGCGGGGCGUCUGCCAAUAUAAAAGCAGGAGUGUGUGGGCCACGGGCGUGUGUGUUCUCACGUAGAAGUUGGCCUGCUCCUAGCAAUCUGACUUACGCAAGGGGCUUAAUUUCUCCCGGCCGUCGUUUUUCCGCCUGUAAACCCGAGCAAAACAAAGAUCCCACUUAGGACUAAGUCGCGGUGCUUGAGGAGGGUGGAGCGGAGCGCGUAGAAGGCGGAUAAACAAAUCGCUUCUGCAGCAGGUGGCGGAGGGGACGACAGACCCCGCCCCCCUCUUCCUGCUCCGCGCUCAUUGGCCCUUCAGGGGGCGGGGCCUGUCCUGGGGGCGGGGCCAGAGCGCCCCUUGUCCACCCGCGGCCCAGGCCCGGCCGGGAUUCUCGCCGUAGGCACAGCCAUGGCCGGCCGCGCUCUCGGGUCUGCGCGCGCGCUGCUCGCCGCCCUGCUGGCGCUGGCGCUGUGGGCGCUGCUGGUGUCGCCGGCGCGGGGCCGCGGCGGCCGGGACCACGGGGACUGGGAUCUGGCCAAGCUGCUGCCGCCGCUGCCGCCCCGCGAGGACGCGGCGCGCGUGGCCCGCUUCGUGACGCACCUCUGCGACUGGGGCGCGCUGGGCACCAUCUCCACGCUGGAGGCGGUGCGUGGCCAGGCCUUCGCCGACGUGCUCUCGCUCAGCGACGGGGUCCCCGGAGGGAGCACCGGCGUGCCCUACUUCUACCUGAGCCCGCUGCAGCUCACCGUGGGCAACCUGCAGGAGAAUCCCCACGCCACGCUGCUCCUGUCUUUGGCACAGACGAAUUUCUGCAAGAAAAAGGGGUUUGAUCCCCAAAGUCCCCUUUGUGUCCACAUCAUGCUGUCCGGAUCUGUGAUGAAGGUGAAUGAAACAGAAAUGGACUUUGCAAAGCUCUCACUAUUCACGCGGCACCCGGAGAUGGAGACCUGGCCUUCCAGCCAUAACUGGUUCUUUGCCAAGUUGAACAUAACCAAUAUUUGGGUCCUGGACUACUUUGGUGGGCCUAAAAUCGUGACACCUGAGGAAUAUUACAAUGUCACCUUUCAGUGAAGCAGAGGACGGCGAGUUUAAGCCCCUGUGCUGAUUCUGGGGCUGGCUCUUACAUACCAGAAGGGCUUCUGGUCUACCUGGACAGUUUCCUCCGAGUAUUAGCCGGCUUUCCAUCAUGCACUGGUUUGCUUGCUUGCUUAUUUCCAGAGGAGUUGGCCCGCGACUGAAUUUCCUGGGGGAUGUGGCUGCUGGAAGUUUUUCGCACAUCGAAGGCAUUUUCACAGAGAAAAAGAGCUGAUUCUAAUAAAAGAAGUGUUUGGCCAGUUCCAGUGGUUUUCCCAGUGGUGCUGCAGGAAGGGGAGCAGGUGCCGGGUUUAGAGUGUGCCCUGGCGUCGGAGGGCCCGGGCCGUGUCCUUUACGCUGGAAGCCGCUGUGCUGGGGACAGUGGUGUCUCCUCCACCACAGCCUCCUGGACCGCCUGGGCUCCCGUAACAGCGUUCCUUGGCGACAGUCUCGCCAGAGCAGACCGUGAGGAAACAUCAGCAGGGUCUCCUCCCGAUCCCGGGCAUUGCUGAUCCCCCACAGGGCGAAACCACAUCCUACACAGAACUGUAAGAAAGCUUUUCCUUGCUAAGCGACACUUGGAACAACAACAACAAAAGUUCACGCACCCUUUCCUUCAUUUGAUUUCCCCAACCUAAGUGGACGCCAUGUAAUCAGACUCCUCCACUGGAAACACAGGUGCCCAUACAUGGUACUAUUGUGAUGCUCCACAUAGGGGUUGCGGAAGAGAGAGGAGAGGCUGCCCGUGUGUUCCCAGUGUCCUUUGAUCAGUGGCGCUCACCGGGGCAGGAACCAGCUUCAGCCCAAGCCCCCUCCGCAGCCACGCCCCCUGGGUAACACUGCUGCUCCUAUCCCAGUACUGCUACCUAGAUCAGCUCAUCAGGACAGGAACACGGCACUUAAAAAGCAUUGUAGUUCUGCAGAGGAAGACACUGUUUAGUGUUGUUACCUAUGUCAGUGAUUCCUCUGAAGGAGGUGUGGCAGGAACCAAGCCAUUGAAUCCUUAAAUGGCCCAAGGAAAGAACCCGCCUCUGAGCCAUUGUGUUUGGCAGCUGCAGAAUGAACUGAAAUCCAGCAAACAGCUUCUGUUUCAGAAAAGUAAUGUCUUUUAAACUUAGUAAAAUAGACUCGCUCUAAGCACCAGUGAUUAAAAGCAACAUUUCCAUGAAA